AUGGUGCUAUGGAGGUAUGUGAUCCCUGUGUUGGUGGUUGUGAUAUAUGUGGCAAAGUCUGUAACUUUGAAACGAAACACCCGCAAACGACUACCGCCGGGAAGAAGAGGGUGGCCGGUGGUUGGGGAUAGCAUCAGUUGGUAUAAUUCUGUAGCAAGUUCUCAUCCUGCUACCUUUGUUCAGCAACAAGUUUUAAGGUACGGAAAGAUAUUCUCAUGCAACAUAUUUGGGAGAACAGCAGUGGUAUCGGCUGAUCCGAUUUUCAAUAGAUAUGUAAUGCAUAACGAAGGAAAGCUUUUCAAAUCCAGUUACCCAAAGUCGUUCAGAGACUUGGUUGGGGCGAACGGCGUCAUCACGGUCCAAGGAGAUCUACAUCGGAAGCUUCACAUGAUUGCAUCAAAUAUGAUGCGUACCGAGAGCUUGAAAUCCAAUUUCUUGAUUGAUAUUCAACUCGUUAUGCAUCAAACUUUCAAUAAUUUUCACAAUGAUCAGACAAUUUUACUUCAAGAUGUCUGCAGAAAGUUGGCUAUAAAUUUGAUGGUGAAUCAGCUACUAGGGGUCUUAAGUGAGUCAGAAGUGGGCGAAAUGGCAGACCUUUUCUCAGUGUUCGUAGAUGGAUGUUUGUCCCUUCCCAUCAGUUUGCCAGGCUUUGCUUAUCAUAGUGCUAUGAAUGCACGUAAAAAUAUAAUUAGAAAGAUCAAGAAAAUUAUAGUGGAAACUAGGUACAGAGACGGCGAUGGUGGUUUGGUUAGAAGACUGACGAAAGAGGGAAGUCUUUCUGAUGAUUCAAUUGCUGACUUUAUCAUCAACCUCUUAUUUGCCGGAAAUGAGACAACAGCUAAAACCAUGCUUUUCGCCAUAUAUUUCUUGACUAGUUCUCCAGAUGCCGUUAAUCAACUCUUGGAGGAGCACCAAAACAUAAGGUUUAAAAAACUCCAUUCAGGUGGUGAAAUCGACAUGAUAACAUGGGAAGAAUACAAAUCGAUGUCAUUUACUCAAAACGUAAUCGAUGAAACUCUUCGUUUAGGUGGGAUUGCGAUUUGGUUAAUGAGGGAAGCAAAAGAAGAUGUUAAAUAUCAAGAUUACGUUAUCCCAAAAGGAAGCUUCGUGGUUCCAUUCCUUUCGGCGGUUCAUCAAGAUGAAAAUGUUCAUGAAGGAGCGACUACGUUCAAUCCUUGGCGAUGGAUGGAUUCUGAAAACCAAGACAAGAGAAAUUGGAGAAAUAGUCCAUUCUAUUCACCAUUCGGAGGAGGACCUCGUUUGUGUCCUGGUGCAGAGUUGGCUAGACUUCAGAUUGCUCUAUUUUUACACCAUUUUGUAAUUUCUUACAGGUGGAGCCAGGUGAAGGAGGAUAAAAUGUCUUUCUUCCCAUCAGCAAGAUUAGUUAACGGAUUUCCAAUCCAACUAACUAAAAUAACAUGAUACAUUAUAUGUA
Molecule: messenger RNA, 1435 nt
Organism: Cynara cardunculus var. scolymus (artichoke)
Lineage: Eukaryota; Viridiplantae; Streptophyta; Magnoliopsida; Asterales; Asteraceae
Product: abietadienol/abietadienal oxidase
Exons: 9
Coding region: 1-1422 (473 amino acids)
Biological process (GO): sterol metabolic process; multicellular organism development; brassinosteroid biosynthetic process
Molecular function (GO): monooxygenase activity; heme binding; oxidoreductase activity, acting on paired donors, with incorporation or reduction of molecular oxygen
Source: RefSeq, a predicted model, not a curated record